AUGUUUUGUUCAUUUCUUUCUCUUGUCUUGUCUCUUUUCAGCACUUCCUCAGGUUUGGUCUUUUUAUGGAAGAACAUAAUCCUUUUAGAGCUUGGGUUUGAAAGAUCUUUUGAAGCCCUGCAACAACAAAAAGACGACAAAAAAAAGAAAAAGAUGGACUUGACUCAGACUGAUUUUUCCUUGGAUGAUAUUUGGGAUCACACUAACGAAGAACAAACUCCUUCUUUGUUCGAUUUUCCAACAGAACCCGUUGAUCUUGCUUUACUGUUUCAAGAACUAAACAGCUCUCCGCAACUGCUGCAAUCUGCAGAAGAAACCGUUUUGUCUGAACAACAGGAAGUUCCAUCGGAGAGGGGAAAUUUAGCAAGUUUGGGGAACGACAUUUCAAAAACCGGAAAUAAGGAGAAAACAACCAAGGCUGAGGCGAAGAAGAGAAAAGAUCCUCCUUCAAACGAGACAAAAAUCAAAAAACGAAAGAAGGGAGCUGAUGUGGUUAGCUCUAUGAUCGCUUGUACUUCAACUGUAUCUGCUGUGAGCUCCAAUGACUCAUCUCCGAGAAGAAGAUCCAUGUCUACUUCCAAAAAGACAGGAUGGCUUGAAAAAAUUUGCAGCAGCAUCGAUGUGCCAACUAAUCAGCUGAUCCUUCCUCCUGUAGUUGGCAACGGUGGGAAGAAGCCAUUAAAGUUUCAUACAGUUCAAUUCUAA
Messenger RNA from Naegleria fowleri, 705 nucleotides. RefSeq lists its product as uncharacterized. The transcript has a single exon. The record is from RefSeq and is a predicted model, not a curated record. Lineage: Eukaryota; Heterolobosea; Eutetramitea; Acrasida; Naegleriidae. Bases 1 to 705 code for a protein of 234 amino acids.